This is a messenger RNA of Thyridium curvatum, 798 nucleotides long. RefSeq lists its product as uncharacterized. The record is from RefSeq and is a predicted model, not a curated record. Gene Ontology annotation, molecular function: phosphatidylcholine lysophospholipase A1 activity. Lineage: Eukaryota; Fungi; Ascomycota; Sordariomycetes; Thyridiales; Thyridiaceae. The transcript has 4 exons. The coding region runs from base 1 to 798 and encodes 265 amino acids.
AUGGACGGCCCACAGGCGCAGAAACCCCUCCGCAUCCUGUGCUUCGGCGACUCGCUGACGGCGGGCUACUCGGCCUACGGCAGCAUGUACCACCCUUACAGCGAGCAGCUGACCGAGCGCCUCAAGGCCGCCGGGUACGGUGGCGGGGUCGUCGAGGAGACGACGGAUGGCGUCCCAGGCGAUCUGACGGGCAUGUUCAUGUCGCGCAUCCUCAGCCACUUCGGUCGAGACAAGGGCAGGCAGCCCUAUGACUGGACCAUUGUCCUCGGCGGCACCAACGACCUAGCAUAUUCCUUCCCGCCCGAACAGAUCUUCCAGAACCUCGAAAAGACAUGGAACGUCGCCUUGUUGAACCGCAGCAAAGUGCUCGCCCUGACCGUGCCCGAAGCCGCCGCCAAGAGCGAGCAGCUCAACAAGCGCCGCCAGCGGCUCAACGAGCUGAUCAACAGCUACAACCGGGAGAACUUCUACGUCUUUGACUUUCACGCCGCACUGCCCUACCACUCCCUCUCAGCCGAGGACAGGGAGAAGUACUGGGACGAUCACGUCCACCUAACCGCCGACGGAUACGACUUCAUGGGGGAAAAGAUCGCCGAGGCCCUCAAGGGCAUAAUGGGAGACACGGGAAGUAGCGUCGUGCCUGCCACCAACGGCGCGACGACCGAUUCCUCGCCUAAGCGGCCGACGAGGAGGCGACGGGUCUUUAAGGACGACGACAAUAAUUUUGUCGAGGAGACCGGCGACCCGACCCUCAUAGACCAGGGAUACAUCGUGGUGAGGCGAAAGGACUUGGACUAG